AGUUGAUGACGCUUCCGGCGCCCAGCAGCCCUGUGGUUGCCUCGGUGAUGUCGUGGGUUCAAAGGGCUCACUUGGUCGGGGGUCCCGGAGAGGAGGGGGACGUGUUUGACGAGGAAGCGGACGAGUCGCUCCUGGUGCAGCGGGAAUGGCGGAGCCACAUGCAGAGACGAGUCAAAGAAGGCUAUAGAGAUGGAAUAGAUGCCGGCAAAGCAGUUACUCUUCAACAAGGCUUCAACCAAGGUUACAAGGAAGGUGCCGAAAUCAUUAUAAACUAUGGACAACUCCGAGGAACAUUGAGUGCCUUGCUCUCCUGGUGUCACCUUCAUGAUAAUGGUUCGGCUCUGAUCAGUAAAAUAAAUAAUCUUCUGGAUGCAGUUGGCCAGUGUGAAGAGUAUGUGCUCAAACAUCUAAAAUCAAUCACUUCCCCGCCCCACGUUGUAGAUUUAUUGGACUCUAUUGAGGAUAUGGACCUUUGUCACGUAGCUCCAGCUGAGAAAAAGAUGGAUGAAGCUAAAGAUGAAAGACUCUGUGAAAAUAACGCUGAGCUUCACAAAAACUGCAGCAAGAGCCUUAGUGAGGCAGGUUGUUCAUCUUUAGAAUGUUGUGGAAUACAGGAGCGUGAACAUUCUAAAAACCCAAGCCUCACUUGGAUUUUAGAACAGACAGCCGGUUUAGUAAAACAGCUGGGAAUAUCACUCGACAUAUUACAGCACCUCAAACAACUAUAAAAAUUCUCUUCACUUUUUUGAUGAAAGUAAUGUUCGUAACAUGUCUUAGAACAUUUUGUUUUUUAACAAACUAACCAAAAUUUGUACCAGUUUCUACGUUGAACACAUCAUUUGAAGGUUAUCCUUCAUGGAAAUGUGCAAUAUCUUCAAAAUUAACACUAUUAAAUGUAAUAAGAGCUUUUUUCUUUGCCACUGGUAAUUUUUAUGUCAUUUAAGAUAUGCUCAGAGACUUGAGUUGUCAUUGUCAUUUUCAAGUUUCUGAUCAAAAUCAAGCAUUUUUCAGACUCAUUAGCAAAUGUGAAAAAGAAUCAAACACAUUUUGUAAGGACCUAACCCUGCUUUCCUGAUUUUGUCACCAUCAAGUGGUUAGGGCCUUACCACCAACUAAUCAGGCCAAAGUUACCAUAAAUAAUCUAGUAGAGGGGCGCCUGGGUGGCUCAGUGGGUUAAGCCGCUGCCUUCGG
Messenger RNA from Enhydra lutris kenyoni (northern sea otter), 1191 nucleotides. It is a transcript of the gene YAE1, whose product is annotated as Yae1 domain containing 1. The record is from RefSeq and is a predicted model, not a curated record. The transcript has 3 exons. Lineage: Eukaryota; Metazoa; Chordata; Mammalia; Carnivora; Mustelidae. Bases 6 to 728 code for a protein of 240 amino acids.